AUGCCAACAAAGAUGCCCGACCACAACAAAGAUGGCGCCAUGUGCCUGCCUGCCCUGGCCAGUUCUCUGUGUUUCUCUGUCUGUGGCCGCAGGUUACAACAGGUUACAAAAAGUCUUCUAAGUAGUCUUGCUGUUGGCUCGUCGAUAAUUGAAUGUGGAGCUGCAUUAAUGGAAAACGUACAUGUGGAAGCCGAAAGUAUUAUUAAAUUUGAAGAGGUGAAAGGAGAGCCCGAUGAUGCAGAAUCUCUUCAGAAUGCUGUGUUUCAUUCUUUUGAACAGGCACAGCCAGAGUUAUCAAAGUUUCUUCAACCAGUGGAAGAUACCAGCGAGGUAAAGCAGGAAGGAGAGGAAGAACUUGAGCCGCCAGCAGCAGUAUUCAUCAAAAUGGAUGUGACAGAUGAGACCUUGGCAGAUAUAGAGGAUUCUCGUGCUACUUCUGGUGAAGACAUUUUUAGCGAUUUAUUAAAGGACAGAAGUUUAUGUUCUUCUGGAAUGGAACCCCAGCCUGGCCCUUCCAGAGCGCGAGAGAAGGAUAAAGAUCUGUUGAAUGCAUUGUUAUCGGAAGAAGAGUUUUCGGAUUCUGAAUCAGGAGGGAACCCAAGCGACGAAUGCGACUCCGGUAAUGAACAGUCAAGAGGAGAAAUGGAAAGUAAUAAAGUUUCAGCAUCCAAUUCUGAUUACAAUUUAGAUCCUGCAAGAGUGUUUCCAACACCCUUCCCGUCUUCAUGCGAGGCACAUCCUAUCAGCUGGGGGACAAUAGAGAUGGGAACACACGCCAGGAAGGAGACUUCACCAAGAAAGUUUGCAUGUGGGCGUUUUGCGCCCGCAGCAUCUCCAUCAGAAGACGAACUACGACGUUAAUCUCUCCAAUAUUAAGGUCUGUUCAGGAAGUGUGACUAAUGUACCCGACAAGCGAUCGCCCACAAACAGCAGCCCGAACAAACGCAACAUCUGCAAUGAAAGUUCAACAAACAGAAUUUUGCUUCGCCACAAUUGGGCUCUUACUGGUGAAUACGAAUGUUGCAUUUGCGAGAUCGCUGAUCCUACAUGCGGACUCUUUGUAUCUGCGGUGAAAACCCCUUUGUGUGUUUAACCUGUAAGCAAAUUUUUACCCAGAGACUGUGUUUAGUUUCACACUGGCGAGUCCAUAUGGCCGUAUGCGUGUACUGUUUGUGAAGAACGAUUGGGAUUAAAGCAGACUUUGGUGAGGCACAUGCGGACCCAUUCAGGUGAAAGCCCAUUAGAAUUGCAGGCUCAGGUUUGCACAGAAUGGUGGUUGAAAUUCAUGCGAAAUCAUUCUCCUGAGAGGUCGUUUCGCUAUACAGUUUGCUAGAAAAGCGUCAAGUUGCCAACUUAAAUGAAACACUUGCGCACCCAUGGAGAUGCGGGUCCCUUCGAUUGGUUUAAUUGCGGGAAACGUUAGCACGUUUACAUGCUAGUGUGGUUUUUUCGAACGCAGUCGUGUGGCUUGAGGAUCUUGUACAUAGAGUCCAAAAAAUUCGGUGAUUUCAGUCUUUCAUCGUCCCUGCAAAUUGAAGUUUCGCUUACUUAAAUGAAAGUGCGUUAACUUGAUGUUUUCCAUCUCCCAUUCACAUUCAGGUGUCAAGUUCGCACUGAAUUUAAUACCACACAUUACAAGUUAGUCUAAAAGUUAUUUUGCUAAAAGGUUUUUAGAAAACAAAUCCAUGAGCUGGUACUCUCUGAUGCAUACUGGCGAAGAAUUAAUCAGCUGUUAGACAGACGUGACCAACGAAGUUGGGAGAAAAAAGCAGGUGAUUUUAAAAUAAUUGAAAGAAGUUUCCAAAUUUCACCUUAUUCUAUGUCAAAAAACAAAGAAUAUAAGUUGUAAUUUCGUUUUAAAAAUUACACAUGGGAAACGACGUCCCUUUAAGUUCUAAUAUAGUUGACGGCAGGGUUCUUCCAAUAAAAACACGUCGCGUGCUUCACAUUCAGUGUUUCUGCGCGUGCAUUAAUACGGAUCUUCCCGGCGUUUUUUAAAUGUAUUUGUUUUUUUACGUUUUAUGUCAAAGUUCUGAAUCAGAUUUUAUUGCGUAGUCUGACAGAACUGGUUGAUUCCUUUUAUCUUACAAACGUUAAGGAAAGCUCGACGUCCCUAUUCAUUAGCACUUCUUAAAUCGCUUUGUCGCGUACGCUCCUUGUCUUGACCAUCACUCUAAUCGUAUCAAAGUUCUAGAGUGCUGCUGACAACUUUCUAACCCAGUUUUCAAUACAACUAGUAACCGCCUAUUUUAUUGUCGCCCAUUCUGGUGUUCCAUUCCGUGGUAUUUCGAUAAAAUAGCAGUAGAUUUUCACCAAUGUCGUGCUACAGCAGAAACAGUUUUCCAUCGGGGAUUUGCAUUUACUUAAAAUAAGUGAACCCUUAUGACAGUUUCGUAUUCAUAGACCCCACUUAUUCGAGAGUCGCACUCCAGCAAUAUUUCGCUUCAUAAUAUCUGGCAACAUUGCUUUUUUGGUUACUAGAUACAAAUCUGGAAGGCCGUGUCAAUCUUGUUUACAAUUUUGGCUGUUCUUCUAAGCGUAUGAAGAGCAUCUGGUUUGAUCGACAGACUAUCAACAGAAAUUAAAUUAUAAAUUUCGUUUCGUUGCUUCGAUCGGCGAAGUCCUGUGCGAAUAAUUACUAUUGGUAGAAUGUUUCCAAUUUUGCGAGAUUUGUAAGUAUAAUUAUGGGCGUACGAUAUUCG
Gryllus bimaculatus (two-spotted cricket) is the source of this 2702-nucleotide messenger RNA. The record is from the annotation of a GenBank genome assembly. NCBI's taxonomy places the organism in Eukaryota, Metazoa, Arthropoda, Insecta, Orthoptera, Gryllidae.